This is a messenger RNA of Aureobasidium melanogenum CBS 110374, 1179 nucleotides long. Its product is annotated as RNA polymerase I associated factor, A49-like protein. The record is from RefSeq and is a predicted model, not a curated record. Gene Ontology annotation, cellular component: RNA polymerase I complex. NCBI's taxonomy places the organism in Eukaryota, Fungi, Ascomycota, Dothideomycetes, Dothideales, Saccotheciaceae. Gene Ontology annotation, molecular function: DNA binding. Gene Ontology annotation, biological process: transcription elongation by RNA polymerase I; nucleolar large rRNA transcription by RNA polymerase I; RNA polymerase I preinitiation complex assembly. The transcript has 2 exons. The annotation marks the transcript as partial.
GCUGCUGCUCCCGGACUCAACGUGCCCAGCGCUCCCUUCAAGCCCUUCGUCAAGCUCACCAACCCCAAGAAAGAGGCCGCCUCGCCCGCUCCCUCGACACACUCGCUGCUGCUGCACUCGACAUCACAUGCCCGUCUGGACUUUACCGCCCAACAGCAAUCCAACCAAGACCUGUCCCACUACGUCGCCGUCUACGACCCUCAAUCCUCUUCUCUCCAAGUCCUCCCUGCACAUGCCGUCACUCUCCGCACAACCCUCCGCGCAGAAGCACAAGAAGUCGCCGCUCAGAAUGCCGUCCGCACCUUUGCCCAACAACGUGAGGAUCUAGGCCAGGCAUUCGGUACAAAGAAGGCCAAGAAGGCUCUUGCCUCCAAGGUCGAAAACGCCAUCACCUCCAAUGCCGACAGGAACCGCGUCGGAGGCAAGCUCGAUAACGUCGAAGCUGCCGUCAUGGACAGCGUCAAGGAGGCCUCAGAUGCCAUGCCCGCCAAGCAGACUCAGCAAGAGGAGAUUCUCGCAAACAAGCCCAUUCCCAAGCCCAACCUCAGCGCCACCGAGGUCGAGAACGUCUACCCUAUCGGCAUGCUCAUUCCUGCAGCAGACAUGCGCAACUUGACAGUCAAGGAAUGGCAGGACAGCAAUGGCGAGGAUCUCAAGUUCUCUUCGCGUUAUGUCGCCAAUCGUGUCUCCGCAAUCGCCGUUCGUGAUGACGUUCAGAGACUCAAGGCCCUCAAAUACCUCAUGCUUCUGAUCGACUUCAACCUCGCCCUCAAACCAGCAGGAAAGGCGGGUAAGAAGGUACCACAGAAGGAUCAAUUACGAAGCAAGCUCCAGGACUGGCCAGAGACCUUGAUCGAGAGUGUCAGGAGGAGAUACUCAGACAACAACGAACUCAACAAGUGGCACAUGGACAACCUGAUUACACACAUGGCCGCCAUUGCGCUGUUCAUUGAUGGUUACAAGCUCGACACGCACGAUCUGCGUGAAGACUUGCGUUUGGAGAACAAGCAAAUGUCACAAUAUUUCAUGGAGCUCGGCUGCAAGGUCAACAACCCCACCGAGAGGGAGCAAGCAGAUUUCAAGAUCCCCAACAAGGCUGUUGCUGCACAACGCAGGGUCGCCAAGUUGAAGAUUCCCCUCGACUUCCCCAAGGUCAGAAUGAUGGCUCGCAGAAGAUGA